Molecule: messenger RNA, 951 nt
Organism: Talaromyces stipitatus ATCC 10500
Lineage: Eukaryota; Fungi; Ascomycota; Eurotiomycetes; Eurotiales; Trichocomaceae
Exons: 2
Coding region: 1-951 (316 amino acids)
Biological process (GO): DNA integration; DNA transposition
Molecular function (GO): DNA binding
Source: RefSeq, a predicted model, not a curated record
AUGUCUGAGCCUACGAAUGAGCCUACAAAAGAGCCUCCGAAUAUGUCCACGAACGAAUCCACGAACGAGCCUGCCUCACCAAAGCAGUAUAGCACACGCUUAACCCGAGACGAUCGUAUUCGUGUUCAAACCUUGCGAGAAGCAGGAUUUACCUAUGAACAAAUAGCGAAACAACUCAAUAUUACACAAAAUCAGGUUCAAUAUGCGUGUCAGUCUAGUCAGGUUACUCCUAAAAAAGCGCGUGGAGCUCCACCUAAGCUCUCUGAAGCUCAAAUGGAUGAGAUCAUUGAGUCGAUAUUUUCAUCUAAGAGGAAUCGUUGCAUGUCAUAUCACAAGGUUAUCAAGGCGCUUAAUCUCAAUGUGGCACCAACUACACUCGCCUAUUCCUUGAAGAAAAGAGGUUAUAUACGAUGUAAGGCGCUUCGCAAACCUUACUUAAGUCCUGAAAAUCGACGGCAACGGCUUAUAUGGGCUCUAGAACAUAUACAAUGGACAUUUGAACAAUGGAAACAGCCUUUAUGGACGGAUGAAACAUGGGUUACAUCAGGCUCUCAUACUCUCAUUUACGUGACUCGUAAGGCUGGUGAAGAAUUGGAUGAUACCUGUGAAAAAGAAUGGAACUCUAUCAAUGCUGAGCGGUACUGUGAACGAACUGUGCCAUUGAUUGAUGGAUAUCUUCGGUUAAUGCGCCAGGAGGGUUUAUAUCUACAGUUGAUGCAGGAUGGAGCCCCAGGGCAUUCGAGUUCUUUUACGAAAGAAGAACUUCAUUCUCGAGGCAUAUAUCCCAUAUUAUAUCCAGACGAUGAAGAAUUAUCCUAUGAUCAGCUCCGAGAGGUAGUUCGAGCUGCAUGGGACGCAGUUCCUGAGAGCUUCCUUAUUCAGCUUAUUCAUAGUAUGCAGGCUCGUUGUCAGGCAGUAAUAGCCGCGGAUGGAGGAAAUAUUCCUUACUAG